AUGCAGUGUAUUUCCCUUUUUGUAGAAAAUUCCAUUCUGGAAGACAAGAAAACUGAAGAGGUGGUGGAUGAGGAAUGUGAACUGGUGGUGACGUUCUGUAAACAAGGGAAAGUGAUGCCUCAUGCAAGAUAUGACUGUAUGACACACCCGUUUGAGCGAGCAGAAUGUGAAACGUGUUCACCCCUUGCGAACAAUGCCAAUAUCUGUGAUCAGUGUUACUGCUACAUUUGUGAUAAGCUGGCGUCUGAGUGCCAGGACUGGACAGCCCCUUCUCAUUGCCACUGCAAUGCACAUAACAAAAGCACAUUCUGGAAAGAUCAACGUGGUCUGGCCUUAGCUGGUGUUCUUGUGAUGUUCAACUUGGAGCUCACGGACAUAGAUGCAGACCUUCGCCAUGGUGGAAGUCUUCUGAUAAAAUUUGUCCAUGAACUUUCAGUGGAAUAUAACAAAUACCUGGCUGGCGAAAGAGUGCCUCCCAAUUCAUCUGAAUGUUUCUGUCAUCCAAAACGGGGAUCCGGGCAAUGUAAUACCUGCAGACAGCACCAUAUGGAGGUUCUAUACAGGUAUUCUGGCAUUUUUGAACUUGUAACAACAUUUAUAAAUCAGGCAGAAAAAGAGAAUCCUAAAGCUGCUGCUAUCAUGCUCCUGGGAGCAGCCAAAGAAAUAACACUUCAUAAGGACCCUGUUCAGAACGUGCAGAAUCUUGGUCAUGCUGCAUCUUUGAGGGUGGCUGUACCUCGCCUUAUGGAAAGGAUUACAACACAACUCCAGAGGAUGCUCGUGCUGUGUGACUUUCCAAAAGUUCUGUAUGAAAAGUUCAUUAGUUUUUUCCAGGCUAUUACGCUUCCUUGUCACUGCUAUGCCUUCUCAAAUAGCCUAAAUGUAGUGCCAUGGGAUCAUGGAUUACUAACAACUGUCUUAAAAGGCCAGAACAUCACUGGUCAAAGAACACAGAAAGGGAAGAAAGUGUUUCUGUGGGAAGUACUUCCUGUCAUACAGGCUCGAGUAGAAAAAAUGGAAAACCAGCAACACUAUAAGGAAAUAGUUCGCUACUUGAAAGCUGUGAAAUGCAAUGACAGUCAAGGGUUAAGAAAGCUUAGAGAUAAAAUCCCAUUCUACUUGUGCAAAAGUGGAGACUUCGUUAGUGCUGUACAUUCAUUGUUGCUUCCCUUCAAUAACCUUGCAUGCUGUACUGCCUGCCGGAUAACCCCUUUCCAGUUUGAGAUCUACCUAAAGAUGUUCAGAACUGGCAGUGUUCCCUCGGGAAAUAAUUUUCAUGAUGCUGGAGAAUGGACUUCAGUUGGUACUCCUUUGAAGAUCUCCGUUCUAAUUAAGCAUGCAUUCAAACUCCUUUACUGCAAUCUGUCAUUAUACAGGAAUGCCAAAUGUUGGAGCACCCUAAUCUUGAUUUUGGGUAGUAGCACCACUCUCGAGAAAACUGGGCAUCUUUUUGCUGUCUCAUUGAAAGAGCCACCGCCUGACUUCCAAGAGAUGGUGGUAUCCUUAUCGUCCGUUCUUUUAAAUGAACUGAAGACAAAAGUCAACGUUUCUCUGCCACCAAAGGUGUUUGCUGCGCCUUUACAGCUUGAGGCAAGUCUUAUUCUCACAGUGCAAGCAGUGCAGCAGAUGCUCCAGAACGACCUCUCGUACUUGAGUUCCUUUCUAGAAAUAACACUAGCUUUCGGGAAUAACUUCUGGGCUCUGAGGCUAUUAUUAAAUGGCCUUUGCUAUGAAGAACACAUUCUCCAUGGCACUGUUAGCUUGCUUCUGAGGGAUCUGAAUUUUCAGAAGAUGACUUUGUUGAACCUGUGGAAAAAACUUGGUCCUCAGUAUGUGGGUGAAAUGCUCUGCCUUUACCUGACUUGCAGACAUAAAAAGAUACAGUCCGUUGGCCUCCUCAUCAUCCGUAUCAUUAGCGAGAACCUAUAUAUGUGUCCAUGGGCAAAGCAUCUUUGGAGCUUUCUGAAUACAGAAUUAAGGAGGCUGCCUCUUGGCACCACAACUGAUCACGAAGUUGCCAAGUUCAUAGAUGUUUUGGAAAAAAUGUAGCUCUUCGAGGUUCUCAAGACCUCGCUGACAGGCCACGAGCCACCUCCCACUCACCAGCCUUUUGUUAUUCUCCCUGCCAAAGAACUGAUUUUGCAAACAAAUUUGUAAAAACCCCAUGCAAGCCUAAACUUAGGUGUUGAAUGGAGGAGAUGCUUGAGCCAAAAGAUGCUAAACACUUGCUUGAUGGCGCGUGCUCUAGCAGUUCUUUGCAAUCUGGCUUUUCUAGAAUAUAAAUGAACAUGCUUACUGGGCUGCUUAUGGAAGUGCGGGGAAAGCAACAGAUAUAGUCUGUGCCAUGAAACAUGCACGCUGAUCUGUGAAAUCAGCAGCAGAGGACUUGCUGAGGGAGCAGACAGCUCCUGGAGAACAGAAACUUUUAUUCAUGGUCCUGCAAAAGUUUGAUAAUAGUGUGUGUCCUCUGGAAUCCCUCUUGUAUGUAGCAUCAAAUUAUGUAUAUGAACCACUUGUUUUAGAUUUUCUCCAUUUUCCUGGAUUUCUCCAAUCCCAAGUGCUCAUACAGAAACUUGAAAUGGUUCUAAUGCUGUAAAUUAAUAGUUUGUAAAGAGAAAUUUUAACUUUCAGGUUUGUCAGUAUGAGUUCCAUUUUUUUUUAUGUUGCAGUUCAUGGCCACUUGACUGGUGCUAACACCUCAGGGUUACUUGAAUUGCUGUCAUAAUUGUAGUUUAAACAGUUGACUUUAAAACUGGGAUGUAGAACUAGAGAAAUGUAAUCAGGGACAGCCAAGCAUGUGAGUGAAGAGGAAGAAAUUUUGGCAUGUCCAUGUAUUUUAUUUUGCACAUUUAAGACUUCCUAUGGCUUUUCCUGCCUAUUCGUGUCAAGUUUGGCUACAGUAUUUUCUUUACAAAAACAUUUUUAUACAAGAUUUGUCACUUCUUUAAAAGUGAAUGUAUCUAAACCCUUUUAUAAAAUGUUUAAAAAAUCAUAAGUAUUGUCGUGCUCUCUUCUGGUGUGCAUUUGCUUACUUCAAAUAAAAUUU
Pelodiscus sinensis (Chinese soft-shelled turtle) is the source of this 3046-nucleotide messenger RNA. The record is from RefSeq and is a predicted model, not a curated record. NCBI's taxonomy places the organism in Eukaryota, Metazoa, Chordata, Testudines, Trionychidae.